Fonsecaea multimorphosa CBS 102226 is the source of this 1857-nucleotide messenger RNA. RefSeq lists its product as uncharacterized. The transcript has 2 exons. The coding region runs from base 1 to 1857 and encodes 618 amino acids. Lineage: Eukaryota; Fungi; Ascomycota; Eurotiomycetes; Chaetothyriales; Herpotrichiellaceae. The record is from RefSeq and is a predicted model, not a curated record.
AUGGCUGGCGGUGACCCACCGUUUGUCAAUCUGUCCCAAAAAGAGUACGGUGAGCAAAAGUGGCGCGGCCGACAAUUAUCUGUGGUUCAGUCGCACAUUGCCUCCUGGCGACACGUACGCCGACGCCAACAAACUUUGACCGAUCCUACAGCUGCGCCUCCUGAAAUAGCAGCAGCGCUUCGACCGCAUGGCAAAAUUGUGCGACGCCCGCAAUGCCCUUCAGCAGAGGUGCCCCAUACCCGGCGACAGCCUCAAGGCACAGCGUUGCAUGAUAGCUCGACACAAGAUGACUCUGUACUUGAAAACACGGAACAGGAGGAUUUGUCGUUCGAGGACUUGAAUAAAAUCUUCCAGCUGGACGAAAACGUCGGCGAGCGCGAAUGUGCAAGCACUAUCUGCAACGCAGCACCGAACGAGAGGUUACCAGUGUGGACGGAACGGUCUGAUGAUAUCGACCAGCGUUUGCCAACCCGUCCAUCGCCUCAGAAUUCACCCCACAGGUCGUCAACGGUGACAACAUGUGCCACAAGACCAAGUCGCCGGCAAAUUUGGGUGUCCCAGGCCGCGAUCCUGCAAGGCGCUGACAAUGAUCACGGCGCUCGACCUACACAUGAGCAGGCGCGCGGCGCACAUGAUAUUUUCCCAGCAAUUUCAGAGAUCACAUCGUCCUUGGAUCCCUUUGUCCGACUCCCUGUGCAAUUGCCCGAAUCGGACAAAAGUCUUCUUCAUUUCUAUUUCAAUUAUGGUCGAUGUUGGCUGUGGGGUACCUCUCAGACACCGAGAUACUGCGCAGCUUUGUAUACCCUCCAAACGCUCAUUGAAGAUCCGAUUUAUGUUUUGGUCGCCAUUGUCCUUGGUGAAGGCAUACUCGAUCGGUUAACUCUACGAAGUCCACGCCCUCGAUAUUAUCAUCGGCGCGCCCAAAUAUACAAGAAGGCAAACACAUUGCUCUCUGAUGAGACAGCUUCCUUCCCUCAGAAAGCACUUACCAUCAUGUAUCUAGCGAUACUAGAAUAUGUCAGUGCGCGUCACGAUCUACAGGAGAUGCAUAUCCAGGCUUUGGAUGAUUUCGUCGAGUCCAAUGGUGGUGUGGCGAUUUUCCGAACUCGAAGUGAGAGUCAUGAGAUCUUCCUCUGCAGUGCAAGAUCGUAUGUCACUCAAUUCGUUCGGGCUGAAGUGUGCCUUCCGACUAGAUCGCGGCUUCAGUCUACAGUCAGUCGCUAUCUUUACAAUUUGAGUCAAGUCCACCGCUGGGAAUCGAACUUCAAGGCGCGGCUAUCUGCAGAGGAUGUGCCUCUUCUCCACCACCGCCUCAGGCUUCAGCCGCUGAUUGACUAUCUCGAGCACUUGGGUCAGAUCAGAACUUCAGUCGAACGCACGAGAGUUUGGGACGCAGCAUCCGGAGGGCAUUUCUGCGUCUAUUCUCUUGUGAUCACUCUGGUCGAAUUCACUCAUUCACCGGACACAGUGUUCGAGUUCCUGGAACAAGUCCAAGAAUGUAUGAUCGCAAGCAUUGACAAAAGCCUGCAAAACGAAAGCGACCUCAAUGGUCUCCAUCCGUUCGCCACAGGUCAAAUGAUAGGUUACGUUCGUACACUAAUGUUCCGCGAUGUCGGCAAUGUGAAAGAGAUUCGUAUUUGUCAGGCGCAGGCAGAUGCACAGAAGGUAUUCGCUCUUUUGAGCCAGAGCCGUAGGGAUGAGCUCGUUUCAUACUUUGUGGGCAGCGUGCUCGGGUUGGCCAGAACUUCCCGGGCAAUAGGACCCAACGGCAUAGCUGCCACUGCGGCAAGUCGACAGACGUGGAGGGCCGAGACUCUGAAAGCCUGGACAGCGCAGCAGAGGACACGCCAGGAGUGA